Messenger RNA from Aphis gossypii (cotton aphid), 3773 nucleotides. RefSeq lists its product as uncharacterized. The record is from RefSeq and is a predicted model, not a curated record. The transcript has 7 exons. Lineage: Eukaryota; Metazoa; Arthropoda; Insecta; Hemiptera; Aphididae. The coding region runs from base 455 to 2272 and encodes 605 amino acids.
GGGACGGCGUGUUUCGGGCCGCCGGCAUUGGGCGCACUGAUGUCGGACUGACGCCAUCGAAGAGUCGAGUUUGUGUUGAUUCGUUUGUUGUUGUGUUUGGCAAAGUGGUUCCAAUUUUUUAUUAGUUAUUAUUUUUUCGGUGAAAUUGAAUUCGCAAACUUUAUAAUUUGUCUUCACUCUACAGAUUAAACAUCAUCAACAACAACAAUAAUAAUAAUAACAUUACCGUACUCGACGACCCCGGCUUUUGUAUUGGUUUCUGCCGCACGCAAGGUGCCCAUAACAUAUUCGUUGCUUUCCGCGCGUUCGACCCGUUGUCGGAUUUCAGUUAAUGGUAUUGGUUGUUAUGGGCGGAACGCCAAAGAGUAUUCUUCACUUGUUUCAAAGAGUGCUGAACUACGUUGCCCACUACUAGACAGAGGAAUACGCCAAGAUUGAUUCUAACUUCUUAAAAAUGAAUAGUAUUGGAGCAAUGAAUUCUCCAGUGAAGCAGCCUCUGCCAACAGUGUUGGCUCCUCCUACUAUUUCAAAUUCUUCACCUUCCAAAGUACAACAACCGCCAAAUUUAACUCCACUUAAUUUAAAUACUUCUCAAUCAGCUCAACCUUUGAGUCUUGUUAAUGAACAUAAAAAUAUUCCAAUUGUUAUUCCUUCGCCUGUUAUGACUUCUGUUGAAAAUAUUGUUUCAAAAACUACUGCAUGUAAUGGUUUACCUGAUACAAAACCAAUUGGGGAGAAAAUUGAAGGAGCAUUGCCUAAAAUUGAAACACAAGUACUCCACAAUCAGGUAAAUAAUUCUGUCAAUGUCAAAAGUGCAAAUGAAUCUCCUCUUCCUGAAGUGAAGCCUCAAGUAUCGGAAGUUGAAAAUCUAUCUCAAAAAAAAGAUGAUAAGAAUAACUUGCCAAUUGUUCAAACUGAUAAAGUUGUUUUGCCAGAAGUUAAUGUAACAUCUUUAAAUGAUGCUAUUAAGCCUGAUGAUAUACAUAAAGCUGAAAAUGUAGCUUCCAAACCAAAAGAAAAUGAUAUUAAAGUCGUUCAAGAAUCUACUGAAAUUAAGGCUGUAGGACAAACAAACCAAGGGCCAAGUGUUUCUGUUGAAAAAAUUGAACAAGCACCUGUAAACACUUCUAAAGCUGGUGUACGACGAAAAAGAGAACAUAAACAACUAGAAGAAGAGGAAGAAAAGAAGGAAAAAUCAUUGAAAAAGGAUACACCUGUUGAAGAAAUAAAAUCAAAGCGUACUAGACUUCCUACACAACCUUUCCAAUUAUCAUUGUUGCCGGAAAUGCACCACAUUUCUAAAAUUUCUGAAAAACCCGUUUCUUCUAAAAUCAACAGUGACAAAUUAACAGUGUUUUACAAAAAUGAAUUUUUGGCUGUACGAAAUGAAGAAGGAGGAUUUUAUUUAUGCCAAGCUAUGCAAAAUAUUCAUAGAGCUAGUCGUCGCAUACGUAUUCGAUGGCUAACUCAACAUCCUAAUGAUGAAUUUACACCAGAUUUUUAUGACCACACAGAAUUUGAUUGUAUUUUGACUAAUAUAACAUUAAAAAAAAUUCAAAAGGAACAGUGGAAAUUACCUGAAAAAGAAAAGUUAAGAAUUGAAAAUAUAUUGAAACGAUCUAUUGAUGUUGAAAAAGGAUCAGAAAAACCUUCAGUUACUGAAGAACAUCCAGAUGGGUUGGACGUGAGUUUAUUCAAAGAUGAAGCUCAACUAACUAAGAAAAAAAGUAGCAAGAAAAGUAUAACUGUUAAAAGGAAGGUAUCAACUGAUGAUCAACCAGUAAAAAAGUCAUCUAGAUUGUCUAAGAAGAAACCAUCUUAUGAUUUUGGGCAUUCAUCAUCUGAAAGUGACGAUAAUGAUGAAGAGGACAAUAGUAACCAAAAAAAAUCAUCAAGCAAAAAAAUGUUGAAAAAAAAGGUCAUUGCUAAAGAACCUGCUAAAAAAGUAAUAAGCAAUGUGUCAAAACCUAAAAUACCUUCGGUUAGAAAAACACAAGCUCCAGUUAAACCAACUUAUGUACUGGCCUCAGUUUCAUCAGCGGUGAAAAAAAGGGAAAUAAUUGCUACAAAACAAAAAAAAGAGAACAGUGUUUCAGAUAAAAAGUCUUCCAAGAAAGUAGAAACAAAAUCUCCAGCUGUUCCACUACCUUCAGAGAGAUCAUCGAAAACUAGAAAUGCAGGAAAUGCUGUUUCAGCAAAAAUAACUACUGCUGGUAUUGGAAUAGCUAAAAGUAACCCCAAUGAUCGAAAAACAUUAAGAAAUCGUAAAUGAUGAUAAUAAUUCACUUUGUAAGUAAUUUAGUCUACUACUUGUUUGAACAAUAUUUAAAAAUUCAUUUUGUUAAUAUUAUCAAUUUAACUUAAUUCUGAUUUCUUGAAAGACUACAUUUUUAUGUUAAACACAUACCAUAUCACAAAUUGUUUUGAUGUGUUGAUCCACAUUCUUGUUUAACUUUUAUAAUUUUAUACCUUUUUCGUUUAUUAUUUUUUAUUAAGUUUUGAGUAACUUAGGUAGCUAAUAGCAUUAAAUUUCAAAAUAAUCCGAAAAUAUUUAAUAGGUAAUUUAAAGUUAUAUUGUUAUAUUUUUUUUUUAACAAUAGUACUUAAUGGCUAUUAUUUAUCAAAUGUGUAUCAAUUUAAAUUAUUGUUAGAUGUCAAUGCCAACAUUUUCAAUUGUAUUUUUACUUAAUAUUUAUUAAUUGUUUUUUAAUUUAAAACAUAUUUAUGGUAUUUUAAAAUGUAAUUUUAUUUAAUGUUUUUGUGAGUUAUUCUUGUAUUUUGGAAACUAAAUAUAUGAAAAUCUAUAUUUUUCAAUCGAACUUAUCGCUCUAUUUUAGUUUUAUGAAGAAUAAUGUAUAAAAGAUAGUUAAUUCUUAUAAAAUAUUUUUAAAUACUAUAUGUAUUAAUACAAUUUAUCUUUGUAUAAUCUGAUUAAAUAUAAUGUUAUUAAAUAGUUGUCACUUUUGGCAUUGGCAUCUUUCUAUGAAUUUAUCUAGAUAUAAUUUAUUCAGUUAUAAAACUAUUAUUUUCUAAUUGAUUACUUGAUUUAUAUUCUUUUUUAUUUUUAUUCUAUUUCAAAUAAAUAGAAUAAUGAAUGUGCACCAAGUUCUUGUAAAUGUAUUGACUUAGUAUUUCUUACGCACAAAAAUAUUUAGUUUAAAAAAUAAUUGUUUACUUCCAUGAAAACUUAUUGUUCCAAAUGUUUAAUUUAUUACUUACAGUACAAUUCAAUUUAAUAUUUUUAUUAAUAACUUUAAACACAAAUUGUAAGCUCUUUAUAAUAUUGUAUUGUAUAUAAUGAAUUAGGAUAAUAUAGCCAAUAUAUUAUAUAGAUAUAUAUUUAUAUAAAUAUACAUAUUAAUAAAUAAUAUUAGAUUACAAUUUUAAAUCUUAUAUUAUUAGUUAUGUAAGUUAAGAAAAAAAUGAUUGUUUUGAGUGACGUGGUUUUGCCAUAUUUGCAAUAUCAUAAUAUUUUUAUUAAUUUACAAGUGUAAAAUUUUAUCGUGUCUGUGUGUUGUAAAUAACCAUGAAUCUAAUAUUCUGGUAUUGAUGUCAACCUGCUUUGAUAUUGUUUGUAAAUCUAUUGAUUUUAUUUUUUAUUUAAUACCAAUAGUAGGGGUAUGCACAUUAGAAAAAAACAUAUUUAUUUACCAACAACUUUUUAAUUAUAAAAUAUAUAUAUAUAUACAAGAAAAAAAUUAUUAUUGUAAAUAUUAUAAAUUUGAUUAAUUAUUUUAAGUGAAUUUAAAAAUAUAUUCAAACAAUUUAUUGUA